AUGACGGACACUACCGCCGUGAACCAGGCGUACUUCAACCAGCUCGCCGCCGAGUACGACUCGCGGUUUGAGAAGACGGUGGGCAGGCUCGAAAAGGAGGUGAGGGGCCUGGUCGACUUCAUCGGCGCCCCGGAGGGCGGCCGCCUGCUGGACUAUGCCUGCGGCACGGGGCUCCUGUCGAGGGCUCUCGGAGAUCGCAUGAGCCAGUGCGUCGGCGUCGACGUCUCGGAGAGCAUGGUCGAGCUCUACAACGCCAAGGCAAAGAGCCAGGGCUUCACCCCCGAGCAGCGCGCCGCCCACGUCGGCAACCUGCUCGACCCAUCCGACGCCUCCCCCACGGCCCUCUCCGACGCGCAGUUCUCCAACUUUGAUGUCGCCGGCGUGGGCGCAGGCUUCCACCACUUCGACGACGCGCACCUCGCGGCGGCGCGCCUCGCGCAGCGGCUCCGCCCAGACGGCGGGGUGCUCUUCAUCCUCGACUUCGUGGCGCACGAGGCGGACCCGGACCACGGCGCAACCAAGGGCGUGCGGCACCACGGCUUCACCGAGGCGCAGAUGCGCGACGUGUUUGAGCGCGCGGGCGUGGGCAGGGGGUUCGAGUUUCGCGUCAUGGACGAGGACGUGGUGUUUGAGAAUGCGCGCGGCGUGGGCAAGCACAUGACGAGGAGGGUGUUUUUCGCGAGGGGCGAGCGCGCGUGA
Messenger RNA from Purpureocillium lilacinum, 699 nucleotides. RefSeq lists its product as uncharacterized. The record is from RefSeq and is a predicted model, not a curated record. Lineage: Eukaryota; Fungi; Ascomycota; Sordariomycetes; Hypocreales; Ophiocordycipitaceae. Gene Ontology annotation, molecular function: S-adenosylmethionine-dependent methyltransferase activity.